AUGACAAAGAGGCUUAGUACAAGUUCUGUAACUAAAAAAGUGGACUAUGAUUUCGUGAAAUUUCGUGGCAGAAAGUUGACAGUCGUAGACUGUCCUGGACUGUUGGAUACCAGCUGUACGGCAAAGGAAGCAGCUGAGUUAGUAUUUUCUUCAAUACAUCAAGCGGUUUUUAUUAAUACAAAAGGAUAUGAUGCAAUUAUUUAUGUUUGUAAAUUGGGUCGUUUUACUAAGGAAGACACUGAAGUAUUGAAAGAGCUCAAGGCAGCCUUUGGACCAGAUUUUGUACAGAAGCAUUGCAUUAUGGUUGUAAGUCACGCAGACCUAUAUGACACAGAAGAAGAAAACGGUGUGAGCAUAAUGCAAUUUUUAAACCAGGAAACUGGAGAGUUUGCAGAUACCAAAAAAGAAUGCUGUCAUCGAGUUGUCACUUUCGACAAUGCAACAAACGACCAAAGUAUCAAAGACGAACAGAUAGAAAAACUAUUAAAAUUUGUUGAUUCCAUUGUUGCAGAUAUUGGUCGCUAUAACAAAGGUCUUUUUGAACAAGCGAGAGAAGCUCGAAAUAAAUAUAUUGAAGAAAUGAAAACUCCUAUUCUUUCUGAUGAACUUAUAGGAGAUAGUGUCUUAAUCUUGGAGGGAAUAAAAACUAUUGAUGUCAGUGAUCGAGAUACGGCAAUAAAACAAAUUAAAACCUAUAAACAAAAAGUUAAUGAUUUGAAAGAAAGAACAGAUAAGGAGGAUAGAGGAACAGGCAAGUUACAGUCUAUGUUUCUUCAGUGCAAAACAAUGGCUGAAUUACUCGCUAAUAAACGAGAAGAGGUGGACAGAGUAGCUGGCUUGAACGCACAAAUAGUCAGCCUAUCUAAGCGGACAAACCAAGGGGAUGAUGAGUCUAAGAAAAUAGAGGAGUUACAGAAGAUAAACAAACAAAUGGAAGCACAAAUAGAACACCUGAAUCGGCAGAUUACUAAGGAAAAUAUCACGUUUUUUCUGGAUUGUAUGGGCCAAGUGCUCGGAUUAGCGUCACAGGGGAUCAGUGUGGCGUCACAAUGGAGAGACUUCUCCCAAAGUAGACGUGUGAUCACUGGGCGCCGAGUUUACAACACGACAGCUGCUUCCGACUUGCCUGCGUUAACGCAAGAACCAACAGAAGAUAAAAAAAGAGAACAAUGAUACAAUUAAUUACGUUUUACAAAGGGACACAUUUCUAAGAUUUAUCAACAUGUUGUUUGUUCUUUUAUUGUUAUUUCAUUUGGGGAGGGGGGAUAUUUUUAACACUUUUUUUUCAUUAGCUCAUUUGAAAAACAAACUAACAAACAAAAACACUUCACUUUUAAAAACAACCGAACUAAGGGUUGUUGUUUUUUAAAUCAGACUAUUGGAAUAAUUUUUUUUUUAAUGUUUACAUCUCUAGGCAUAUGAUAACUAAAACAUAAAUUGGAUGUCCAUUUUUUUCAAUAGUAAACAAACAUAUUAACACAUACACUUGUAUGUAUGCACAACAAUUCAAAUUUUUAAAAAAAUUUGAAGAGUUUUCAUGACAGCCUGAGCAAAUCAUUUUAAAACUGAUUUUUUACUUGAUUUUUUGCUUUUUCUUUUAAUUGUAUAUGAACAUAAGAUGACAAUAUAUAUAUAUAUAUAUAUAUAUAUAUAUAUAUAUAUAUAUAUAUAUAUAUAUAUAUAUAUAUAUAUAUAUAUAUAUAUACAUCCCUUUCUUUAUAAACAACUUUACUAUUUUCUUUGUUUUUACAUACAUGCUUCAAAGUCUGUUGUGAAUGCAUAUUUUGGUUUUCUAUAGUUAUAAUGAUUUGUUUGAUGUAAUGCACAAAUUGUAAGACAAAUUUCCUUAUGGAUAAUGUAGAUUAUUAUUAUUAUUAUUAUUAUUAUAAAUAAUAGUCUAUGAAAAUGUUUACAACUUGUGGCAGAAAAUUUUUUUUUAAUAAGUAUAAUGUUUAACAUGUGUGUGAUAUUGUAUCAUACCUUGUCUUUUAGUGUAAACAAUAGUAAGUGAGAAAUGUAUUGUGAUGCUACAUCUUUGAAUUAUAAUCCCCUUUGAUGUAGUUACAGCACAUUUUUGUUUUUAAAAUAUUUAUUUUUUUAUUUUUUAUCUUAUAUGUAAAUGUUACACCAGAUUUUUGUUUUAAAAAUAUAUAUUUUAUUACUUACCAUUUAUUCAAAUUGCCCAUCAGAUUUGAAGAUAAGGACAUCCCAGACCAAACAUCCCGCAGAAUUACGGGAGGUGGCAGUAGGCAGGGUUUGAACCCAAGACCAUCGAGACCAAUGAAUCACAGUCCCAAUUUGAUCGAAUACCACAUGACCAGGCAGCCAUCCACUAUAUACGCUCUACUCUAUACAAGUCUUCGUUUUGUAUGCUUAUAUAGCUAAAUAAAUACAUCUUGAAAUAUUUCAGCUAUAAUGCAGAAUAAUGAGAAAGUAAAAGUAUACUUGCAUGGGAAGACUGCCACCCUUUAAAAAAAAACAGUUACUUUAGAAGAUGUUUUACAUAUUUUAAAGAUUAGAAGUAGUAAUAGAAACUCCCCACUAAUACUAGGCCGUGGCAAUAGAACGAAUUCUGAAGACAGAAUAUGUCCAUAUCAUUAUAUUCAUGGAAUAGGUUUAAUCCUUGUAUAGAAAUCUUAUAGUAUUUAAAUUUACAACUUUAUAACAUUACUAGCAGUACACACUGGCUACGCCCGGUGAUUUGUUCCCAGGAUUUAAAUGGCUUAUUAUGGCCGAAACACCCCAUUCUUUUCUUUUCUUAAAAUUUAAUAAACGGGCUACAUAUUAACUAUUUUUUUAAGCCUGUGAAUUAUCUGUUACAAUGAAUUUUUACGGGAUGCUCUCUCUCUCUCUCUCUCUCCCUCUUUUCGCUCUCUGGAACCCCCAUUUCUCGUAACUUCUUCGACAAGGACUUUUGACUUGAUCUGGAAAGACCCCGCUUCAUAACGCGCCCCCGACACAUACACGGUGUCACAUUUUGGGCCCGUUAAUUUUAGUAGCACAUUUACUUAUCCGCUCCCCCCCCCCUCCUCCUGCAACAACAAAAAGUUAGUGCUUUGUUCACAUUCCAGUUCCCCUUUCCACAUUUCCCUUUAGUGUUUUGUUAAAAAGAAAUAUCAAAUUGGUUUUAUUAAUUGUAAUUGUAAUUGUUCUUUUCUUUGAAUGUAGCGAAAUGAGAAUAGAUCUAGAUUUAUCUUGUCAAUGCUAUUAGGAUUUAGUUGCUUUUUUUUUUAAACAGUGUUACAAAGUAUCAUUCCUUGAUUUCUCUCUUUCUCUCAAAAAGACUCCAGAUCUAUCUUAAUGCUAUUAAAAGGAAGCGCAUGUGACGUAAGGCCUGUUGAAAAUACGUAGGUUUAGGGAAAAAGAAGAAGAAAUGCUUUA
This is a messenger RNA of Biomphalaria glabrata, 3381 nucleotides long. RefSeq names its product GTPase IMAP family member 7-like. The coding region runs from base 1 to 1173 and encodes 390 amino acids. The transcript is spliced from 2 exons. The record is from RefSeq and is a predicted model, not a curated record. Gene Ontology annotation, molecular function: GTP binding. NCBI's taxonomy places the organism in Eukaryota, Metazoa, Mollusca, Gastropoda, Planorbidae.